Planococcus citri (citrus mealybug) is the source of this 1439-nucleotide messenger RNA. It is a transcript of the gene HDAC11, whose product is annotated as Histone deacetylase 11. The coding region runs from base 183 to 1193 and encodes 336 amino acids. NCBI's taxonomy places the organism in Eukaryota, Metazoa, Arthropoda, Insecta, Hemiptera, Pseudococcidae. The transcript has 8 exons. The record is from RefSeq and is a predicted model, not a curated record. Gene Ontology annotation, cellular component: histone deacetylase complex. Gene Ontology annotation, molecular function: histone deacetylase activity.
UGAUAAAAUUCAAAAUUGAAACGCAAAAUAUUUGAAAAUUUUUCUAUCUUCAAAUCUUAGACGAUUUAGAAUUAAAAUAGUCUAAUAUUCAAAUGGAAUUACUUUUUAAGUUACAGUAAUUUGUGUUGUUCAUUUUCAGCAGUUGAAAUCGAAAUGUAAAACGUUCCAUCCAUAAAAUUCCGAUGAAGAAUUGCUCAAGUAUGAAAAGUUCGACUGAAACGAAGACAGAAAAUAACCAAACUGUGAAAUGGCCGAUCGUUUAUCAUUCCAAGUACAACGUGAAAUUUUUUGGUUUCGAGAAAUUACAUCCAUUCGAUGCAUCAAAAUGGGGAAAUGUAAUCGAGUAUUUGAAGCAAGAAAAAUUGUUGACCAAUGAAAGUCUUAAUAUUCCGGAGGAAAUCCAGAAAGAUGAGUUAUUGAAGAUUCAUACUAAGAAAUAUUUGAACAGUUUGAAUUGGAGUUUCAGAGUAGCUGCUGUUGCUGAAAUGCCCAUAUUGGCUUUUUUACCAAAUAUUAUGCUUCAGAGAAUGUACCUACAAUGUAUGAGAUACCAAGUCGGUGGCAGUGUGCUUGCUAGUAAGUUAGCCAUGAAACACGGUUGGGCGAUAAAUAUUGGCGGAGGAUUUCAUCAUUGUUCCAAAGGAAGAGGUGGUGGAUUCUGUCCUUAUGCCGAUAUAACCAUUCUUAUUCAUAGUCUUUUCGAAGAUUCUUGUUUAAAAGUUCAAAAAGCAAUGAUUAUUGAUUUAGAUGCUCAUCAAGGAAAUGGACACGAGAGAGAUUUCAAAGAAGACGAAAGGGUUUUUAUUUUGGACGCGUAUAAUGUGAAUAUUUAUCCAAACGAUAAAAUUGCCGAAGAAGGAAUCAAUCGUGCUGUCGAAUUGAGUAAUUAUACGGCCGAUAGUGAAUACUUACCCUUAAUUGAAAAAUAUAUUGAAAAAUCACUGAACAAGUUUCAUCCAGACAUAAUCGUUUAUAAUGCUGGGACCGAUAUUCUAGAAGGUGAUCCUCUUGGAAAACUUUGCGUUACUGCUAACGGAAUCAUCGAAAGAGAUAAAAUAGUUUUUAUGAAAGCUCGAGAACGAAGAAUACCCAUCGUGAUGCUGACAAGCGGCGGAUAUUUGAAAUGUACAGCCAAAAUAAUUGCCGAUUCAAUACUCAACUUAGCCGAUCUAGGAUUAAUUAGUUCUUAUUAAAAUGUUGCCAUUAUCAAUAUAAGGUUGUUAUUUAUCUACUACUCGUGUUGAAAUAAUUGUAGUAAUCGUCUGUUGGAAUGUUCGUUAAAGGUUCUUGGUUUAUUAUACGGUUUCUGUAUUUUUGCUCUUUGGCUAGUAAGAUGUUUUGGAGCUGUCUUUGAUAUUCGGCGUCUCUAAAAAAAAUUAUUUCAAGUUCAGUUAUUUUCACAAGAACUUUAAACAAUAAAUAUGUUACCAUACCUGUAA